Molecule: messenger RNA, 1536 nt
Organism: Mucor velutinosus
Lineage: Eukaryota; Fungi; Mucoromycota; Mucoromycetes; Mucorales; Mucoraceae
Exons: 1
Coding region: 1-1536 (511 amino acids)
Biological process (GO): proteolysis
Molecular function (GO): aspartic-type endopeptidase activity
Source: RefSeq, a predicted model, not a curated record
AUGAAAAUCACUGUUGCAAUUCUAGCUCUGGUCGCUGUCAUCCAUGCUGAAGAAGCAUUGGCUUCAGACAGCGAGAAGGGUAUCCUUCGCUCCACCAUCAUCAAGAAUCCUCGUCAGUCAAAUCCAUUGGAAGUUGCAAGAAAGCGAUAUCAAAUCCUCAACAAGCGAAAAUUGAGCAAGCGGGACCCUUUCAAUGCUGCUCUGUACAAUGACCAAGGCUCUCAAUACCUCAUCGACGUUGGCAUCGGAACUCCAUCUCAGCAUUUCGCUGUGACUCUGGACACUGGCAGCGCUGACCUGUGGGUGCCUUCCACUCAAUGCCCUGCCAGUUCCUGUCCAUUCUAUAGAUUCGACGCUUCAAAUUCAUCCACAUUCAAGACCCUCAGCAAGCCCUUUGGUAUUCAAUACGGUAUUGGUAGCGUCAAUGGUACGUACGCGACUGAUACUGUCUCAGUUGGCGGUGCAUCAAUCCCAAAUCAACAGUUCGGUCUAGCUUCCAUAACCGAAGACAUCAUGCAGCCUAAUCCUUCGGCUGGUGGGGUUGGCUCAAACACGCCAGAGCCCUUCAACACAUCAACUACCAAUGUAGAAGCCAACGGUAUCCUGGGUCUCGGCUAUCCGUCCUUGACGCAAGCCAAUACUCAAGGCGAAGGCGCCUACAAUCCUUUUGUCUUUAAUCUGGCUGCUCAGAAAGUCAUCAAGGAGCCCAUUUUUUCCAUCUUUCUAAACAGCAUCUCAGAGCCCAACUGGUCUGGUGAGAUCAUUUUUGGUGGCAUUGAUCAGUCCAAAUUUGUUGGUGAGCUGAACUACUUGCCUGUUGCCAGUUUGACAACACGAUCCUCGUCUGGCAUCACAUCAACUGAUAGCAAUGCCGGGUACUAUUACUGGAUGGUCUAUGGCCAAGGUCUAGGUGUCAAAAACUCCAACACAGGGUCCAACCCAAGCUGGAGAUUGCGUGAAAUUGGUGCUUACAUUUUGGACACGGGCACUACCUUGACUUAUCUGCCUACAUCCGUUGCCACAGACAUUGUCGCUGCCUUUGCUGGUGAGAGAAAAUAUGCUCUUGACCGUCAAUCAGGUGUGUUUAUCGUGGACUGUGCUACUGCCAAAAGCCCUGCCAUCUUCCAAUUGCAAAUGUCUCAAUCAAGCUCUAUCAGCAGCAAUCCCUUGACCUUGAGUGUGCCCGCCUCUGAAUUGGUGAUUCCCAUUGAUGGGACUACAGCUGAGAAUGCUCAGGUGUGUAUGUUUGGUAUUGCUCCUUUAGGUGGUGCUGGUGGAAUCGGAUCAAACAUGUAUCUGAUUGGUGACUCUGUACUUCGUUCUGCGUACAUGGUAUUUGACAUGGGACAAAAUCGUAUUGGUCUUGCUGCAAAUAAGAACAUUGGAGGGGCAAUUACCGUAGGCAAUGUGACAGCCAACUCUUCUUCUGAUUCUGCAAACACAGAGAGCUCUUCUGCCGGCCAAUCCAUCAAAUCAUCCAUCGUUGUUUCUGCAGGUGCGCUCGUUAUCACUGCCAUUGCCAUGGCUACCUUGUAA